GGGGGCGUGGUCGAGGCCCCGCCCCCCGGCGCCAUGGCCCUUCCCGGCAUUCCCUAUGAGCGGCGGCUGCUCAUCAUGGCGGACCCGCGGGACAAGGCGCUGCAGGACUACCGCAAGAAGCUGCUGGAGCACAAGGAGAUCGACGGCCGCCUCAAGGAGCUGAGGGAGCAGCUGAAGGAGCUCACCAAGCAAUAUGAGAAGUCAGAGAAUGAUCUUAAGGCAUUGCAGAGCGUCGGGCAGAUUGUUGGUGAGGUGCUUAAACAGUUAACAGAAGAGAAAUUUAUUGUGAAGGCUACGAAUGGCCCAAGAUAUGUGGUUGGCUGUCGCCGUCAGCUUGACAAAAGUAAGCUGAAGCCCGGGACAAGAGUUGCUCUGGAUAUGACCACUCUGACUAUUAUGAGAUACUUGCCAAGGGAAGUGGAUCCACUGGUGUAUAAUAUGUCUCAUGAAGACCCAGGGGAUGUUUCGUACUCUGAGAUUGGAGGGUUGUCAGAACAAAUCAGAGAGCUGCGAGAGGUAAUAGAAUUGCCACUCACAAACCCAGAACUGUUCCAGCGUGUGGGUAUCAUACCUCCAAAAGGCUGCCUGCUCUACGGCCCCCCUGGUACAGGGAAAACACUUUUGGCCAGAGCUGUUGCUAGCCAGCUUGACUGCAACUUCCUGAAGGUGGUGUCAAGUUCAAUAGUGGAUAAGUACAUUGGUGAAAGCGCUCGGCUGAUCAGAGAGAUGUUCAACUACGCCAGAGAUCACCAGCCGUGCAUCAUCUUCAUGGAUGAGAUAGACGCUAUUGGUGGCCGCCGUUUUUCUGAAGGCACCUCAGCUGACAGAGAAAUUCAGAGGACUCUGAUGGAGCUGUUGAAUCAGAUGGAUGGAUUUGAUACUCUGCACAGAGUUAAAAUGAUCAUGGCUACUAACAGACCAGACACGCUGGAUCCUGCGCUUCUGCGGCCUGGAAGGCUGGAUAGAAAGAUCCAUAUCGAUCUACCAAACGAACAAGCCAGAUUAGAUAUUCUGAAGAUUCACGCAGGUCCUAUCACUAAACACGGUGAAAUAGAUUAUGAAGCAAUUGUGAAGCUUUCUGAUGGUUUUAAUGGAGCAGACUUGAGAAACGUCUGUACCGAAGCAGGUAUGUUUGCGAUCCGCGCUGAUCAUGACUUUGUAGUUCAGGAGGACUUCAUGAAAGCUGUUAGAAAAGUGGCCGAUUCUAAGAAGCUGGAGUCCAAGCUCGACUACAAACCUGUUUAAGUUAACCAUAUAAUUCAGGAUUGACUGCAGGGGACAUACUGGGUUAACGUCUAAGAAGAGAAAUAAUGUACCUCUUGAUUGUUAUCAUAAGGUGUUUGUAUAACAUGUAGCUAGUAGUUUGGUAACACUAGUUGCAAGUUGGCUACAGAAAUGUUUUCUGUACAACUCUGAAAUACAAUACUCAUUACAGCCCAGGUUAAGUAAAACGCGUGGAGAUGUGUUCUCAUAGCAAUUAUGGUGUGACUUUAUAAAUGUGCCUGGAUGAGUUAGCAGUCUUCAAGAAAGUCAAUUCAUUUCUUGGUUGUUGUUUUUUUUUAUAUCAGUAAAUUUCCUUUCAUCAAACAGUUGAAUAAAAUAAUAAAACUUGUUUAAAUUGGCUUA
Messenger RNA from Anas platyrhynchos (mallard), 1626 nucleotides. It is a transcript of the gene PSMC6, whose product is annotated as proteasome 26S subunit, ATPase 6. Lineage: Eukaryota; Metazoa; Chordata; Aves; Anseriformes; Anatidae. Gene Ontology annotation, molecular function: ATP binding; ATP hydrolysis activity. The record is from RefSeq and is a predicted model, not a curated record.